Molecule: messenger RNA, 1991 nt
Organism: Ictidomys tridecemlineatus (thirteen-lined ground squirrel)
Lineage: Eukaryota; Metazoa; Chordata; Mammalia; Rodentia; Sciuridae
Source: RefSeq, a predicted model, not a curated record
UCCAGGCAGAAGGUAGGUCACAUGCACAUGUAAAAUAGGAAGUGUAUCACUUUGCCAUAAGAUCACACCUGUCCAAAGUAGUGUGAAAGUGCCAUCAUGUGCCGCUGAGAAGAGCCACCGCACUGCCUCAGAGGAAGGGGUCGGGUGAGAUGCAGGAAGGUAAAUGAGUAACUCUCUGGUGCUCGGGGCCCAGUGUGACCAAGUUCAUUAACUAGUAGCAGCCUUGACGGCUAGCACACUGUGACUCAGAGGGAGGACGGCACCCUGGUUCUUGCAGGGAGCUCCACCUCUAGGUGCCCACUGCCAGUGGACCCUGAGCCGGCACCAUGGAGAGAAGCCUGAGGAACGUCCUCAUGGUCUCCUUUGGAUUCCUCCUCCUCUUCACAGCCUACGGAGGUCUGCAGAACCUGCAGAGCAGCCUCUACAGUGAGGACGGCAUGGGGGUGGCGACGCUCGGCACGCUCUACGGCGCUGUCCUCCUGUCCUCCAUGUUCCUUCCACCCAUCCUCAUCAAGAGAUGUGGCUGCAAGUGGACCAUUGUUGGCUCCAUGUGCUGCUACGUGGCCUUCUCCCUGGGCAACUUCUACGCCAGCUGGUUCACCUUGAUCCCCACCUCCAUCUUGCUGGGGCUGGGAGCGGCCCCGCUGUGGUCUGCUCAGUGCACCUACCUCACAGUCCUGGGGAACACGCGUGCACAGGAAGUGGGCGAGCUCGGCGAGGACGUGGUGAACCAGUACUUCGGCAUCUUCUUCCUCAUCUUCCAGUCCUCUGGUGUGUGGGGCAACUUGAUCUCCUCUCUGGUGUUUGGGCAGACUCCCACUCAAGAGGCCACCCCAGAGGAGCACCUUGAGUCCUGUGGGGCCAACGACUGCCUGAUGGCCACAGCGCCCACCAACAGCACCCACCGCCCCUCCCAGGAGCUGAUCUACACACUGCUGGGCAUCUACACCGGGAAGGCCAGAGACGCGGGUCAGUCAAUGACGAAGCCACCCCGCCUUGGGUCCACCUUAUUGUCAACCUUCAAGCUCUUCAGGGACAAGCGCCUGUGCCUCCUGACCCUGCUGCCCAUGUACAGUGGACUGCAGCAGGGGUUCCUCUCUGGAGAGUACACCAGGGUAGGCCCCGCAGCGGUCAUGCAGUCACCGCCCGACUGGUGGCCCUGCCCCGUCUGCACCUGAAGGGACACAGGGACCCAGGGCCACCUGCCCAGGCCCAGGGUGGGAACAGCCCACAGAGGUCCUGGCAGGGCUGAGGGUGUGACUCAGGACACCAGCCCCAAGUACCUUCAGACCCACAGGCCCUCUCAGGUCCUGGGUGGGAGUUGACAGCCCUGUCCCCACCACACUCUGGGCAUUAUGUAACCUUGAGAGGGCCAUAGGUCAAGGUUGGACUGGCCAGUCUGGGUCGCCUAGGCCUGCCCUCCGAGGUGUGGUCCUCUGCCUCAUUCCCACCAUCCCGGCUCCUUGGCCGAGCUGCCUACCAGCACCAUUGGGGCAGCUGCCCAUUCAGACUGAAUUUCAGAUCAAGGACAAGCUUCCUUGAGGGACGAGUGUGCCCCAUGGACUGUCUGGUGUGGUGAAUUGUGUGUGUCAGUGCUAUACGGAGGGCAGUCUCCAGUGUGGAGGGAGGUUCCAAAGAGGCAAACAGGACAACCCAAAGUCCCCUUGGCCUUUGGACACCCCCAAAGCCAUCAGGGCUGUCUGUGCCCCAGCCCAGGUGAGCAGUCUCCAUGUGGGCUGCCGUCAGCCCAGCCCUUCUCCUGGGGGUCUGCCUUGGUCCUGCCCAGGAUGGCAGUGUGUGCUGAGGGUGCCCCAGCCAAGCGGACAGCACUGUGUCUGGCAGAUCUUGCAGUGCCGGGAUCACAGGGCCCCUUGGAGGGGCAUGGCUCAGAAAAGCCCUGUCAAGGGAAGACCUUGAGAUGGCACUGUUCCACCCUUACCCAGGAGACACUCGGGGAUUAGAAAUUCAAUAAAGAAAAUCUGCAAACCAGC